AUGACGAAUAAGGGUAAAAAACGUCAAAAUGAGCAAUCGGAGAGUAGAGACUCAAAGUAUCCUCGUAUCAAAGUUAGCUUGGAUGAUUCAGUUAUGGAUGUAGAUUCCAGUUCCCUUCCAUCCCUAUCUCCGUUUCCAUCCCCCUUACCUUCCUCUUGUCCUUCGCCGUCAAUGGAUUAUUCACAGGAGACAAUUUUUCAAUAUGAAAAUGAAGUAUCAAGCGAAUUAAAUAAAAUGCAUUUAAAUAAUAAUUUGGAAAAAGAAAUGGAGGUUUGUGAAGAUAAACCAGAAUUAAGAAGGGAUUUCUCCUCAAUAGCGAGUACUGCAAUGAAAGGAACUCAUUGUAUAGCUCAAAGUUUCGAAGAAUUUUGUCCAAUAAUCAAAACAUUCCUCUCAUUGGGAAAUGAAAUUGUAAUGUUGUAUGAAAAGGCCGAACAUAAUAAACAAUUAUGUAGUGCUCUUUUACAAAGGUGUAAUUGUGCAAUUGCUGCAGUAAAAGAUUUAAAUAUUAGAAAAACCGAAAACAUGAAGGAUAUUAGUCACUUAAACAAACUUCAAAGAUUUUUUCAUACGAGUGAUAUCAACGAAACUUUUCAUAAGCUUACGGAUGAAUUUGACGGAUAUAUGGAUAGUUUAAAUUUUUCUUUUACCAUACAAUCUAGAGAUGAACUUGCAAUAAUACAACAUGAUGUAAGCCAAAUCAAAGAUAUAUUAACCGUUGUUCAUGGAGUCUCUGAAGAUAAUCAAUCUCAACAAAAAUUCCUUACUGGAAUGGAUCGAGUGGCUGGAAGAAACAAAGAAUUCAAAAAACAAAACAAAACUACCCCAAAUACCAAUUCAUCUGAACAAAUUAAAACAACUGUAGAAGCAAACGAACCAUUACUUGAAGGCAAUUCUUAUAUUAGAACAAAUAUUUGUCCUUCAAGAAGGAUUGAAAAACGCACUACAGUCAAAGAUUGUACUGACGUUUCAUUUAAAGAAUUUUCAAAUAAUACAUCUUCGGAUGAGAUCCUUCAUCAUGAUAUCCAGUCGGCAAAUAUUUUAAUAAAUCAAUAUCACAAGGUUAGAAUAGCAAACUUUGGUCUAAGCAAAAAAUUUUCAGAUAUUACUAGAAAUAUUUCAAAUAAUCUAGAAAAUAUAAGAUAUAUGGCUCCAGAAAAAUUAUUAUAUGAUAAAAAUAACGAUAAAAGAAAAAAGGUUCCUUAUGAUACUAAAUGUGAAAUUUAUAGCGUCGGAGCAUUACUAUGGGAAAUUGCAGAAUUAAGAAAACCUCAUUCUGAUCUAGAUAAAUCAGAAAUACUCGGUAGUAUUAGAAAACGUAUACAAGAAAAGUAUUAUGAACCAUUUUCAGAUGAUGUACCUGGUGAAUGGAAACAAAUUGUAUCUAGAGCUAUGGAGUAUGAACCAGCGUGGCGUUCUACUAUAUCUUGUAUUUGUCGCGAUCUUUAUAAUUUGAUAGGUCCUCGUCAAUACACUAGUUCCAAUUCUAAUUUGGAAAAUAAAGUCUCAACGCCCAAUUAUUCUUCAGAGAGCUACAAGGAAAACAUAUCAACUAAUAAUAAUCAAAGUUCAUCACCCGUUACUUUUAUAAUUCUCCCUGUUGGAGAUGCAAUUCGCGAACACAAAUCCAGCAAUGGAAGCAAACUAGUUGCAUGGAAUA
This is a messenger RNA of Funneliformis mosseae, 1660 nucleotides long. Lineage: Eukaryota; Fungi; Glomeromycota; Glomeromycetes; Glomerales; Glomeraceae. The record is from the annotation of a GenBank genome assembly.